UGACUUGGGAGAUAUUUCCGUCGCGCACGGACCCAUGUUGUCUGUUAUCCUUCCCAGGUUCUACUUGACUAGACCUAUUACAACAAUGUCAUCCAACCGCCCAGCCUUGACAGUCGAACAGAUCGCCCUUCAAGAGGCACGUAAACUCAAAAAAGCCAAGCAAACAUUGGCCCAGGUCUCGGAAAAUCCAAUGGCGAAAAUCCUGAAACGAGAAUGGUAUCGAAUAGACAGUCCAUCGACGGCACAUCAUCAAUCUGUUAAAGUUUUGACUUGGAAUCUACUUGCCCAAUGCCUCGUUCGGCGUGAAUUGUUUCCCACCAGCGAUUGCCUCAAGGCCGGUCAACGAGAGCAUAUGAUCUAUAAGGAAGUGGUGGCGUGUAAAGCGGAUAUUCUAUGCCUUCAAGAAGUGGAUCGUCUAGAGAAAUUACUUCCGAUACUUGAGAAGGCCGGUUAUUCUCAUCGCUAUGCUUGCGGACCAGGAAAGAAACACGGCUGUCUGAUUGCUUACAAUCGGGACCUAUACGAAGAUGUCGGCGAACAUACAAUCUAUUACGACGAACAAGAGAUCAGAUCCGGUGACGAGGAGUUUUUUAGAAGAGGCUCCAGCUUUCGUACCAAGAAUAUCGGACAUCUCGUCUCGCUGAAGAGUACACAAGGUGAUGUUGGCUUAAUUGUAGCAACCACCCAUCUCUUCUGGCAUCCAAAGUACACAUACGAGAGAGCCAGACAAGCUGGUAUCCUCAAGCGAGAAGUCAUCAAAUUCAGAGACAGUGAAAAUCACUCGGAUUGGCCAUGCAUCAUCGCCGGCGACUUCAACUUCACUCCCGAUGACCCGGCAUAUUCGCUCGCCGUAGGCGAUCAACUCCUCCCUGCACAAUUAGAGCAGCUUAAAGCUUCUUACGUUGUUCAUGCAUCGAUAGAUCAAUCGCUUGCGAUUGGUAUACCCCAAAACGAAGACGAAAACGAAGAAACUACAGACAGUGACAGGGUAAUAGUCAACGCACGUCCUGCCAAAUCAUCAGAUGGACUCCUUACUUCGGAAGAGUUGGUGACCCUUUUCACUGAGACCGGCCCACCUCUGAGGAGCAUGUGUGACGUGGGUCUACGACUCUACAAGGAAUCUCUUCCCCAACCUCCCGAAAACGCAGCAAGAAUCACGACGUUUGGUGAUCGAGUACCAUUGGAAGCUCAUCGCAAGGGUGCUCAUGAGCCACAAUGGACAAGCUAUACCUAUUACUGGCAAAAUUCCAUUGACUACGUGUUUGUUGCAGAUCCUUCAGGUGUUCAGUCUACCGCUGUUGCUCUCUUGUCUCCUCCGAAUACUAGCGACUUGGAACCGGGAAUUCCCCGCCAGGGAGUGAGUGGAAGUGACCACGUUUCUCUCUGUACGGAAAUAGUUUUCGUCCGGCGUUAAGGAAAUUGGACUUGAAUAUUGAAGAAGACACAGACGGAUAAAGAAGGAACCGCACGACACUAUACCUCGCCUUACCUGCUGAGACCCUCCACGCGUUGCCACCCUAGGUGGACUCGACAUAUGCGCCAGUCACCCACAUAGACGGGAUACCCAACGAGAUUUUAGAGCGAAGUACACGCUACAUAUGUAUGUUGACCCUCAUGCAUGACGGACUCGUUCACUUUUGAUUGUCACUGUACUCGCGGCACCUUGUACGUACCUUUAUUGGUUUCGAACGGCAUUUUUAACUAUCGUAAUCAUUGUAUCGUCUUUCAUGUCCUACGAAUGCAAAAAUUACUUUCUACACGUGGGAAGAGAUAAGGCGGUUUAUCAAUAACCAUCAUCAAAACUACCUAUUCCAUGAGGAGCGACACGCUAUUAAGAUACUCAGUAAAAUGAAAGGUCUAGUGUCAGGGGUAUGUGUGAAUCAUGGUAAUCAAGGGACAGUAGUGUCGAGGGCACAAUAACAGAAAAUCGAAUGUCCGUGUUCCUUCGCUCAGAAGAGUGAAUCCAAACAAGCAAAACCCCCAAUGAAAACAAAUUCAUCUCAGGCCCGACCUAUCCGAGCCCUCCAAAAGACUGUCAAAAAGCCCUCCUGCGAACUCGUCACUCCUCAACUGGAGCAUGUACACGAUACCCGUCCGGGCACCUUUGUCGCUGAGUUCAACCGCAACUCCUGUCUUUCCCACACGCUCGACUCCAUCCGUUAAAACGAUUGUCGAAAUCAAAACUGUGUGAUCCUUACUAUCCGCUUCUACCACCAACUGCUUAAUGUUCGUUGGAGACUGAGUAUAAAGCUUCAAUCUGGCAGAUCCCAGCGAUUUCCACUGCUGAUGUUGCUGCUUCAAGAAUACUUUGCACUUCAUGUUGGCAGAAAUAGUCAGUGUCGUGGGCCCCGAGAACUUAGGAGUCUCCUCGACUGGCGAACUUGGGGGACUCGGAUCAGCAAACGACUGAGCGUUCGAUACCGCCCGCUUGAAUUGGGAGGACGGAAGAGUGGGUCGAGAGAUGGGGUGAAGCCCAUCAUUCAUGCCAGGUCUAAUGGGGGUCCCAGGGUCAUGAUACGGCGGAUAUGUACCUGGUGGCAUGUUAGGCAUCGGGGGUGCGGACCUUGGUGGACCUUGUUGAUAGGCGGCAUUGAGGGAUCGUGUUGAGAGGGACUUAUGUAUGACAUCAGAGGAAGGCUCGGAUGGAGGACGCGGAGGAAUCGGCGGUAGAGAAUUUUCUCCCAUAGGACCGUAUGGUCUAUGCAUAGGCCUAGGAGCAAACAUUUGUUGUUGACCUGGAGGGUACAUGGGUGUCUGAUUAGGAUUUGGGCGGUUCAGUGCGGAUUGUUGUGGUGAGAAAGGGGGAGACGGGCCACCCAUUCGUGGUAUCGGAGGACCAGGAGCGGGGCCACCUUGUCCCACGCUAGCCGUUCGAGGAGGUCCAAGUACUUGCCCUGAGCCAACGGAAGGGGGAGGAGAACCAGGCCCAUGAGUGAAGCUCCUCGGAUUUCGGAAGACUUGACUAGGACCAAGAGAGGGAGGAGGUGAACCUGGUGCAUGAGUCAUGCUGGGGUUCCGAAAAACUUGCCCAGGACCAAUGGAAAGGGGAGGUGAUGCGACGGGAGGGAAUGGCCCAGGUCCUUGAGGUGACAUCCGGGGGCCUAUUGGUGGAGGCAUUGCCAUGUUGGCGAAUUGUCCGGUAACAGAGUCCACCCCACUUGAUGAUCUAGGUGAUGGUCCCAUCUCAGGAGUUUUAGAUGAACUAUGUGAACCUCUGUAACCGUUGAGAGUGGGUGGCGAAGAUGUCCUCACGCUUGAGCUGAAAUGACUCGAGUCACUACUGCGGGCUGAGGAAGGUGAUGCUUGGAAGAAGGAAGGAGAGGAUGGAUGGGGAAGGGAGGUUGAGGCAGAGAGUCCGGGUAAAGGAGGCACCGGAGG
This is a messenger RNA of Marasmius oreades (fairy-ring Marasmius), 3378 nucleotides long. RefSeq lists its product as uncharacterized. The transcript has 8 exons. The record is from RefSeq and is a predicted model, not a curated record. Bases 35 to 1414 code for a protein of 459 amino acids. Gene Ontology annotation, molecular function: poly(A)-specific ribonuclease activity. Lineage: Eukaryota; Fungi; Basidiomycota; Agaricomycetes; Agaricales; Marasmiaceae.